CAUGUAAAGCGGACAGCAGGAAGUACACCCUCAACAACAAUUACUUUUUCGGAAACUUUUACCAGCGUUAACCCAGUAAAAGCAAUGUAAAGUGUACAUUCAUCUAACGAGUCGUUGGACAUAUAACUGAGGAGCUCAGCUUUAUCUCGGUCGACAGUGAGACACUUUCAGCGGUUCAGACUGGUUCAUCUUCUUUGUUUGUUUACAUAAUGAAAAGCUCCUAAGCUAACGUUAGCAACCUAGCUUGGUAGAACCGAGUCAUAUGAGCUGUUAAUUAUCCACAAGCUUUGUCCUCAUGAAUGAAACUUAACACUAGUGACAGAGCCCAACGAGCCUGGACAUAAGUGACGCAGUGAGCCGGUGAAAGUGUAACAAUGCGAAGCUAACGCUUAAUGUGUCGAGCGUUGGUUAAAUAGUGUUGUCACUGUACCUGCGGCGGUGUUUAAGGCCCUACAGCGUCUUCAUGUCAAGAUGCCUUGCUCCUGUGGGAACUGGAGAAGAUGGAUUAGGCCGCUGGUGGUUGUGCUGUACAUAUUGUUGCUGUUAGUCGUCCUGCCCCUGUGUAUCUGGGAGCUGCAGAAGUCAGAGGUUGGCACUCAUAAUAAAGCAUGGUUCAUCGCUGGGAUAUUUGUCUUCAUGACCAUACCCAUAUCAUUAUGGGGCAUUCUCCAGCAUCUGGUUCACUACACUCAGCCAGAGCUGCAGAAACCUAUCAUCAGGAUAUUAUGGAUGGUCCCAAUCUACAGCUUGGAUAGUUGGAUUGCAUUGAAGUACCCUCGUAUAGCAAUUUAUGUGGACACAUGCAGAGAGUGCUACGAGGCCUAUGUCAUCUACAACUUCAUGACCUUCUUGCUAAACUACCUGGAGAAUCAGUACCCCAGCCUGGUGUCGAUGCUGGAGGCCCAGGAGCAGCAGAAACACCUUCCCCCUCUUUGCUGCUGUCCGCCCUGGCCAAUGGGAGAGGUUUUGCUGUUGAGAUGCAAACUAGGAGUGUUGCAGUACACUGUUGUGAGACCCGUCACAACAGUGAUUGCCUUGAUCUGUCAGCUGUGUGGCGUGUAUGAUGAAGGCAACUUUAGUUCGAAAAAUGCAUGGACGUACCUGGUGAUCUUCAACAAUAUGUCACAGCUGUUUGCCAUGUACUGCCUGGUGCUGUUCUACAGGGCUCUGAGAGAGGAACUGAGUCCAAUCAAACCAGUGGGCAAAUUCCUAUGCGUCAAAAUGGUGGUGUUCGUCUCCUUCUGGCAAGCUGUGUUUAUUGCUUUGCUGGUGAAAGUGGGUGUUAUCUCAGAGACGCGUACAUGGGACUGGCAAAGUGUGGAGGCUGUAGCUACUGGGUUACAGGAUUUCAUCAUCUGUGUGGAGAUGUUUCUGGCAGCCAUCGCCCAUCACUUCAGCUUCACCUACAAGCCUUACAUCCAGGAGGCUGAGGAGGGUUCUUGCUUUGACUCUUUCAUGGCGAUGUGGGACAUCUCUGAUGUCAGAGCAGACAUUUCUGAGCAAGUCCGCAAUGUUGGGAGAACAGUAAUGGGUCGUCCGAGGAAGUCCUACUUUGGUGAGGCACAGAAUGACGGUGAGCGGUCGGGCCUCCUCUCUUCAGCCUCCCAAGAUGCCAUCUCAGAGGUGGUGCAAAACCCCGUGUCACCCAAAGGUCAAUACGAGGGCCUGGGCAGAACCCUCACACCGCACUCUCUGUCAGCCCCCGCUGGGCUGAGCUCAGCCCCGUGGGAUGAAGGAUAUGAGGCUAGUGUUGAAGAGACCCAGGAAGAGGACAGGACCAACCAAACCAAAGAACCAACAGAAGGAGAUCUCAUCGUGAUCACCUAGCCUAUCGUUACGGCCGACGACAUCACCCACAGACUACCAGACAUGGUUGGGCAGGACCCAAUUACAGCCUUGCCAUAUUUCUUCAAACAUUUCUGGACUGAUGAAACAUUAAAUAAACUGUUUCAAAGGGCACAUCAAACAAGUGAUAGUAGAAGUCUGCCAACAAAUGCAAAACCAGAUGGACCUCUCUGCCGGUGACAGCUCCAAGAAUGUUCAGUGAAGUUAUGGUACUAAAUGACUCGCAGAUAUUGUCAUACUUGGGAGCUCAGUUGGCUCGGCCAAAAUGGGUAUUAAGUCACUGUAAUCGUGAAAGUCUUUUGGUCAAUUUUAACGUGCAUCCCAAAGAGCACACUAGUCGUGUUUCUUGAGAUAAGACGCCAAAUAAUGCCUCCUAAAGUUUGAGCGAAGCUUCCAUGUGUAUCCUCUCCAGAUUGGAAGUUAUUACGCACUUUUUUUGGGUGUCAUCUCAGUCAUAUCAUGAUCUCACGUGACAGAUGGUUAAGGGAAAUAUGCAACUUUUAAAAUACAAAUGUUUUCUUUACUCUUUAUCUUAGUUCGUAGUGAUUUCACAGGACGUCGAUUGAAGCAAUUGUAAAUCAAACUUUGAUAGUAAAGCACAUUAGAUGUCCAGAAUCACGUUUUGUUUGUUCCUAGCCUGUGUAAGAUGUGUGAAAAGAGCCGAAGCAACAACUUUAAUGGGAUGCACAGUUAAGAAAAACAAAUGAACAUGGCACAUGCUGAGAAAUGUGUCCUAACUGACAGUGUGACAUCACUACAGAAUUAAUAUUAAAGGUCCAGUUUGUAGGAUUUAGUGGCAUCUCUUGGCAGAAAUGGUAUUUGAUACUCAUAAUUUAUGUUUCCUUAAGUACCUGAAAAUAAGAAUUGUGUUUUCAUUACCUCCUCCACAGACGUUUCAGUUCUGCAACCUGACAGCUAGAUGCCUUUAAAUCAUACCAACUGGACCUUUAAUGUAAUGUAUUUCCUAAGGGUUAUAACAAGUAGUAUUAAGUAUUAAAACAACAUACACAGUUCAGUUACAAUCAACACAUUCUAGUGAAUUCCCAUCAAUGCUUUACAGCAUACAGCUCACUCUAUCAUGUUUAAUAGAGAUUUGUUCACUAGUCUUUUCAGAUGCCUUGUUUCAUGUGCUGUUGAACUCAUGUAUCCACUACAUCAAUUUAGCUUUUAUAUUCCAGGAUCAGUUUUAUUUGAUGAGAUGUUUCCAAUUGUUUUAGCCUUUGUUUAGAUAAAGUUACUUUGCAGCUGUUGCACCGAAGCCAUUUACUUUUUACCCGCAGAUUUUCUAAGCUCUUUCAUCAUCGUGACUUACAUGGAUUUGUGCAGGGGUAUUGACAUGUUUAAUGUACCGUGUGAGAUAUCAGUUUGUGUCAGGGAAAAAAUACAAAUGAAUCAGCAGUGUAAUCUGCAUCAUGUCCAGCUAAAGAAUGUUGCAUUGCCUUACAUUAUUUUAUUUUUUUUAAAUUAAAACUGACAGGAUUACAUCAAAGCUGAUGUAAAUGGUACCACGUUUUAAUUUAAUUCCAUCUCUGACAGUCUCUUCAAUAAAUCAGAUUAACUACA
This is a messenger RNA of Epinephelus fuscoguttatus (brown-marbled grouper), 3408 nucleotides long. It is a transcript of the gene tmem184c, whose product is annotated as transmembrane protein 184C. Gene Ontology annotation, biological process: transport. Bases 472 to 1827 code for a protein of 451 amino acids. The record is from RefSeq and is a predicted model, not a curated record. Gene Ontology annotation, molecular function: transporter activity. NCBI's taxonomy places the organism in Eukaryota, Metazoa, Chordata, Actinopteri, Perciformes, Serranidae. The transcript is spliced from 10 exons.